UAUUUAUUUAUUUAAUUAAUUUUUGUUUUUUGUUUUUCUCAAUCCCAUUUAAUUCCCAUUGAAGUGGGUUUUCGUGUGUCGUUUUAUUAUUCGUCGGCGGUUCCGUUCGUUCGAUCAGAACCUUAAUUCCUUUUGUUUGUUUGAUUCAUCGAUCGAUUAGAAUCACGAGUGGCAAUUUCUAUCUAUCUAUCUCUCUCUCUCUCUCUCUCUCUCUCUCUCUGUCUUUUUUCUUUCAUGUUCAUUCAUUUCAUCAAAUCGUUCGGAAGAAAAUUAUCUGUCGUUCGUUCGUUCAUUCGUUCAUUCGCUCGUUUUAUCGUUAAUCGGAAUCAAUUUUUUUCUGUUCGUCCGUUUCAUUAUUUUUAUCGUCAUUCAUUUCUCCUUUUUAAAUUGUGUUGAAAUUAACCAUCAUUAAUACCAUAAGUCUCAUUACUCUUUAAAAUUGCUAUCAAACAGCUUUCUCCUUGUCCUUUUAAAACAUGUUUCAUACAAAUACAAGACUUGUAAAUACUUGGGAUAAUUAGCUUUUAAAACGAAGGGAAAAUCUUAUCGACUUUGUCCCGUUAAAUCCCUAAUACCGAUAACUUUGAAUCAUUAAGAAUACUCCUUAAGAACAGUGCUUUUACUUCACGUUACUUCAUAUAUGUACUUCGUUCUUGCAACUCGUUCAAACUCGUUUGAAAAAUAUCUAACCGGUCGUUUGGAUAUAUUCAAGAUCGAUCGUUGAAUAAUUUAAGAAUCUACUUGUUUCUAUCGAUCAUCAUUUUUGCUUCGAUGUUCUUAUUCAAUGAUUCAACACGUAUAUGCUAUACAUACACGCAUCAUGCAUAUAUAAUUUUGAUAUGAAAAAUGAUGGUACAUAUAUAUAUAUAUCACAUAUACAUUUUUUCUUUGCUGCGCCACAUAAAUUGAAAAAGAGGCAAAUUUAAAGGGCUGAAUAAGCGUAAUAAAAGUCGAUACGAAGAUCAAUAGUAAUGUAACAUUCUCGAUUCGCUCCCUCUUUUCCGAUAGUAAUCGCGAAGAAAAUUAGGUGUAAUGUACGUGGAGACGCGUACACGUGUACACACAUAACCUGCUUAAUCAUGAUACAAUCAUACAUGUAUAUAAUUUCGUUGUAAAAUAAAUUUAGAGGCGAAUUUAUAAGGGUUGAAUAUCAUUUAAGUCGAUACGAAGAUCGAUAAUAACGUUACUUUUUCGAUUUCGCUUUACCCGCCGGAUAGUAAUCGGGAUCGAUCGGUUAGAAUCGGAAAAGAUCGAGAGCUACGGACAACGUGCGUGCGUGCGUGGUGCGUGCGUGCGUGCGUGCGUGCGUGCGCGCGCUCGCGCUCGCGCGCUCUCUCAUCAGGAAAGAAAGACGGAGAACACUCCUCCCGAGCAGUCUCUCGCGACGGUGUCAAGGUAACAGCCGGCGGAAACAGGUGGUGAGCUAUAAGCCGGUCUCGCGUCGCUUCCUCGUCGUUCACCUCGUCGUUAUCGUCGCGUUAUCGUGCUCCGAAAGGAGGAGGGUCCCUUCCUCCGGAGAGGAGGACGCUCGCAAGGUCGCUCAAGUCGAUCGAUCGAUCGAUCGUCCGAGCGUUUAUCGAGAUAGAUACGGCGAUUACGCCGUAGGAGCAAUCGAACGAGAUGAGACCCGACGAGGUGAUACAGACAGAGCGGAGGGCGGCAGAGACUAUGUCGGAGACGUCGGAGGGUACCGCGACGAGUAGCAUCUCCGGCAAGUCCGGUUUCGAAAGUCGCGAAGAACUUCGAGAUCUUGCGGCCGUCCUCGGGAUCGCUAAUCCAGAGGAUCUACAUCAGGAUCGUUUCCGCGUUGAUCGACGAAAAUUAGAACAAAUGUUACAGGGUGACAAUGAUAUGCCAAAAGCAGCGGAUACGUUUUUUCACAGUGUUAUGGAAGAAACGAAUACCUUUGUAAUGUGGCCGUCGCGUUUGAAGAUCGGUGCAAAAUCGAAAAAAGAUCCACACAUAAAGGUCGCAGGUCGUCCAGAUGACGUGCGAACAGCUAAGGAGAAGAUAAUGGAGAUUCUAGACACUAGGCAAAACAAUAUAGUGACCAUGAAAAUGGAUGUCAGUUAUACCGACCAUUCACACAUUAUCGGAAAGGGCGGACUGACGAUUAAACGAGUGAUGGAGGAAACUGGAUGCCACAUUCAUUUCCCAGAUAGUAACCGCAGUAAUCAUCAAGAGAAGAGCAAUCAAGUUUCCAUUGCUGGAGAAAUCGAUGGCAUUGAGCGUGCCCGUGCACGAGUUAGGAAUCUUACACCGUUGAUAUUCUCCUUUGAAUUGCCAAUAAUGGGAGCAUCACAACGUACUCCGGACGCCACUUCGCCUUAUGUUGUAAAGAUUCAAGAGAAAUACAACGUUCAGGUGAUGCUACGUACCAGACCGAAAUUGCACGCCACGUUGGUUCUCGUCAAGGGUUGCGAGUGGGAAGUUUCGCAAGUAAAGGAGGCGACCGUACUCUUGAUUCACUAUAUGUGCGAAAACUUAGCUAGUCAAAUUCAAGUACAAAUGUCGAUGGAGAUAUCGCCGCAUCAUCACAGUAUUGUUCUUGGUAAAUCAAGUAGCAAUCUUAAGAUGAUAAUGCAGAGAACAUCGACACAAAUCAUGUUUCCCGAUGCUAGCGAUCCGAAUAUCCCUAGUUUGAAAAAAAGCAAUGUUACUAUCAUCGGUGGUAUUCACAAUGUUUACUUAGCCCGGCAGCAAUUGGUCGGAUCUCUUCCGCUGGUACUCAUGUUCGAUGUCCCGAAGGAUUACAUGUCGUCGAUCGAUACAGAAACAAUUUCACAAUUGAUGCAAUCCCUCGACGUGUUCAUAAACGUGAGGCACAAGCCAAAGCAAAGUACAUUUUCCGUGAUUAUCAAGGGAAUCGAAAGAAAUGCCAGCAACAUUUACGAAGCCAGAAAGCAACUUCUUGGCUUGGAGGAGCCAAGAGUUAAUGCUGAAAUACCGACCACUUAUCACAUUCCAAAUGCUGGCAAUAUUUUUCAAGGAAACGCCACGAAUGGUAACGGUACGAAUACUAUGAGUUGUGGUAUACCGGAUAGUUUGUCGAACAUGUUGACCGUGAACACACAGAAUUUACCUUGCUGUGUUUCUCCUAUGUCACAUUCACCCAAUCCAAUGGGUCUCUCGCCACAUUGGAGUUUACCACCGAUUCCGUCCAUGUUUUCAUCGUUACCGAUUCAUCAUCCAUAUCCUUACGGGCACUUAAAUCACCUGCUAACGACGCAGCACAUGAUGCACAGCAACAUGAUGGCCCAUUCUCACGGACUGUCGAAUCAUAUCUUGAAUGAUAUUGGACAAAUUCAUCCUACUUUAUCGACAGGCUUGCAUGGAAUUCAUGGAAUGGCAAACAGCCUGUCAGAUAGCAAGGAAGGCAGUGCUUACUCCUCAUUGAGCAGCGUUUCAAGCUCUUUGUCUAGUCCAGCUAUUAGCCCUAGAAAUUUAUCACCAGUGAAUCCAACAGUGACUAAUCCUAAUUUAGACUUGUCGAGUAUGCUGUCAGAUCUUUCGGUGUCCGAUCGUCGAGCACCAGGUUGUGAAAAGAAAUCGUUGGAGAUGGCCGCCCAACAGAAUCUUACGCCUUCCGAUUACGAGCAGAAGAAGAUGAUGGCCGUUCUAGCUGUACAAAAUAAACCAAACACUUCGGAGUAUCGAGCACCAACGUCGACUUGGUCAGGUUAUGGUCUGAGUCAGACUAUUGCUCCGUUAUCAUCGACUGAACUAAAUAAGGAGUUGUCUUCGUCUGAUCCAUUCUACUUAUGGGAAGAACCAAUGACACCUGUGUUAAAUACAUGCAUGGACUUUGGUAUCGGCUCGAAUAAAGAUCGAAUCGGUCAAAUCGGUUCGACUUCGAAUUACAUGGAUCACACACCGACCUCGCAUUUAAAAAAAAUCACAUCUCAACGAUAUACCGAUCUUGCUAGUAUGUUAACAAGCGUUGGCCUUGAGAAAUAUAAUCGCCUGUUCACGUCGCACGAAGUGGACAUGGCUACGUUUCCAUCACUGACGGAGAAGGACCUCUGCGAGAUCGGAAUAAGUGCUUGGGGUGCGAGACGUAAAAUAAUGCUAUUGAUUUCGGAAAUGAACAAACGAAGUAAUCCAUUUAGCGGUAGCGCUGCACCAGGUGCGGAACGAAAAGCAACCGCAUCGACAGCGGCAUCCACUUCGCUCGAGAAAUGCACGCUCGAUACCAAAUGGUAAAGGAAGAUGCACGUGAAGUAUAUUAAAAAAUAAAAGAAAAAAAACUAUAUAACACAGGUAACACAAGUAACGCGGACGUCAUACGUAAACGAUAAUAUCGUAUGCGUUAAGAAAACGACCCGGAACUAUGAGACAGGGUAAAAAUCAAAUGAAAAAGAAAAAAAAGAAAAACAGAAAAAUAAUAUUCCAAAUUCGAACAUACGAAAAAAAAAGAAUAGAUACGAGGGAGAAUUAAAUUUGGACGGACAUGAUUCGUCGUUAUUUGAAGUAUAACGAUGAGGAUCAAAUUCGAUCAUAUAGGAUCCUCCUAGUUGGUAAAAUAAUAUAAUUUCAAGAAGACGAAUCUAUCCGACUCGGCGGAGAAUAGCACUCUGACCGAAAGUUACGAAAAAAAAGAAAGAAAGAAAGAAAGAAAGAAAGGAAAGGGAUUUAAAAACACGAAGUGAAAAGAAAAGUUAUAUAAUAAUAAUAAUAAUAAUAAUAAUAAUAAUAAUAAAAUAAUAAUAAUAAUAAAAUAAUAAUAAUAAUAUCAUAUAAUAAUACCGUCAAAACGACUCAACGAACUUGACAACGAGUAUGGAAAGGAAAAAAAAGAAAGAAACAAAAAGAAAAAAAAAACAAAUCAUUUUGCAUGUUUAUUGUAAUUUCGUAUUUCGUCUAAGGGUACCGGGAGAAUAGGCUGAUGAUUUAUUAUUUUUGCGUGCCCGAGAGAAGUAUUUUGGCCAGAACGAGUCCUCUAAAAAAAAAAAAAAAAACAAACAAACCAAAAAAAAAAAAACAAAAAAAAAUAAGAACAAAAAAAACAAAAAAAAAUAGUCCCAAACUAACCCAGAUAUCUCCUCCCUCGUGCAAUUUAACCCGCCGCCCUGCUCCUCAUCCUCACUCAUCUUCCCUCUCCUUUAUUUUUUUUUUCUCGCCAUUUUCUCGGAGCACGCGCCCCGACGGUGCCUCUUUAGGAUUAAGUAGAUGAAAUGAUCGUUAUAUACUAUUUUUUUUUUUUUUUUGUUAAAUUCACUAUUAUCUUAUUUUCUCUUUUUUUUUUUUGUUAUUGGCGGUCUCCGUCGAAUCGAACGAUACUCCGCGAGAUCGAGAAUCGUUCGAUUCGUACACGUUUGUCGCGUGAUCGAGAAAGAAAGAAUGCGUGCGUCGAGUCUUACGUGUGCAUGUACGUAUGUAUAAUGUGUGAAUGUGUAGAUAUGGGAGUGUGUGUGUAUGUUUAUGCGCGCGUAAUAUAUAUAUAUAAAGUGGAAGAUUUUUUUUGUACGGUGAACGGGUGAUGAUGAUAAUGAUCAUGGUGAUAAUGAGUUAGAAAGAAAGAAAGAAAGAAAGAAAGAAAGAAAGAAAGAAAGAAAGAAAGAAAGAAAGAAAAGAAAAAUAGGUACAGGAAAAAAAUACUAUACAAAUUUAUAUCAUAUUAUAUAUGUACGCACACACACACACAUAUAUAUAUACAUAUAUAUAUAGACAUAUAUAUGUGUAUAUAUGUAUGUAUACAUAUAAAUAGAAAAUAAUUAUUGAAUCAAUUGCAAGCCCGAAACGUCGACGACUAUGACGAUCGGGUUAAUAUUUAAAAAAUAGCGAGGCUUCGAAAUAAUUUUUUUCUUGUUGCGAGCGAUGGUGGCGGGAGGCAUUAGACUAUAUUUUCUUUAGAUAUUUUUUUUUUUUCUUUUUUUUUCCCCCUUAUUUUUUUCUCCCUAUAUAUAAUAUCUCUCUCUCUCUCUCUCUCUCUCUCUCUCUCUCUCUCUUUUUUUCUCUAUCUAUCUAUCUAUCUAUCUAUCUUUUUUUUUUUCUUAUUGCGUCCAGCGACCUUUCGUCGUAGCAAAGCUAAAAAAAAAAAAAGAUAUUUAAUUCAGACUAAGCUCGAAGCAAGCGCGAAAGCGCUCCUUCCCGACGAUCGUUAUCGACUUCAAUAAUAUUUUUUCAUCAUCUUUAUUUCUCUCUCUCUCUCUUUUUUUCUUUUUUUCAAAAAAUUGAAACAACAGAAACAAAAAAAAGAUAGACGAAAAUGAUAAUAGCGAGAUUCACCGAUAGAAUAAUGCGUUCGCGAUCGAGGAAGCUUUCCUUUUUUUUAUUUCUUUUUUCUGCAGGCUUCUCGAUCGUUGACGUCUCUCAGAUCCUUUUUUCUCUUCCUUCCUUUUUUCGAUCGUCGAGACGGAGUGCGGCAUACGCUCUCUCGAGUUUUACAAUGUAACAAAGUAUUUAUUAUUCGCUCGCGAAAGACGCUGGAUUCGCAAGCCGACCGACGAUCUUCCGAGGAAUCUUAUCUUUUCUCUCUCUGUCUCUGUCUCUCUCUUAUUAUAUUAUUAUAUCGAUCUAUCGUAACUAUCGAAAAAGAUUUUCGAUAGUUUAUUCGAUUGAAAGAUCGUAUUACAAUGAUCGAUCCUCAAGCAAGCUCACAAAUAAUAUAUUUUGCUAAUUUUCAAGCAUUGAUAAAUUACAGUCGAUCGAUUGUCGCGAUUUUAAAGAGGAAUGAAAAGAAAAAAAGAAAUAAAAAAUUGAAAUCAUUCGACGGCAAUCAAUCAAUUUCAUUGUUAGAAAACGUUAAUGAUAAAUUAAAGAGAGAAUUCUCGAGAGUGAAUUCGGGCGAGGCACUCUUUUUUUUUUUUUUUUUUUUUUAUCUUUUUCCCCUUUCGUGAUAUCGUGCAUCCCUAGCGAAAUUACUUUGACUUAGCCUUUUGUGAAGUCCUUUUAAGCGUAAAUUAUUGUUGUCCUUACGCCGUGAUCGCGUGCUUAUAAGGAUUACCGAUAGAUUAUUAAAUGAAGUUAAGGAAAAAAGAAAAAGAAAAAAAAAAGAAAAAAAAGAAAGAAAAGGAAAGAAAAGAAAAGAACGAUGGUAAAGCUUAUACGGGAAUAAAGCAGGAGCAGAAAAAAAAAAUAAA
Molecule: messenger RNA, 7082 nt
Organism: Vespula vulgaris
Lineage: Eukaryota; Metazoa; Arthropoda; Insecta; Hymenoptera; Vespidae
Gene: BicC
Product: protein bicaudal C homolog 1-A
Exons: 15
Coding region: 1621-4203 (860 amino acids)
Cellular component (GO): cytoplasm
Molecular function (GO): RNA binding; protein binding
Source: RefSeq, a predicted model, not a curated record